UCUGGAGUUGACAAGAAGCGUUGAACCCGGAGUUGGGCUCCGGGUGUCGGUGCAGAAGCUGUGCGGCAGUCGGGAGGGGAACAGGUCGCCGGAAGGAACCCCUGCUGAGGCCGAGGCUGUGUUCACCGCUCCUGGAGAGACUUUCUAGCAUGGCAGCGUACAGCAGCUAGAGCUUCAGUGCUGACGGUGUGGAACGAGGGAGGAUCAGGAGGAGGCGUAAGGAGACGGAAGAUUCGAAGUUUUCCAGGAGCGUGGACUCUGGUACGAUCAGAGUAGAUGGGCGAGACGGAGGAUGAGCGAACGGCUCAGGCCAGUCAGCUCUUUGAGAACUUUUUCCAGACGUCCACCUGCAAAGGAACCCUGCAGGCCUUCAGCAUCCUCUGCAGGCAGCUCGGCCUGGAUCCUUUGGACCACGGCAACUUCUACAGCUCCCUGAAGGCGGCGGUCAGCUCCUGGAAAGUCAAAGCCCUGUGGACGAAGUUGGACAAACGGGCACAGCAGAAAGUGUACAACCAGAAUAAAGCCUGCCAAGGAACAAGGUGUCUGAUCAUCGGCGGGGGCCCCUGCGGUCUGCGGACGGCCAUCGAGUUGGCCCUGCUCGGCUGCAAAGUGGUGGUGAUCGAGAAGAGGGACACCUUCUCCAGGAACAACGUGCUCCACCUCUGGCCCUACACCAUUCAUGACCUCAGGGCGCUCGGGGCCAAGAAGUUCUACGGAAAGUUCUGUGCCGGCGCCAUCGACCACAUCAGUAUCCGCCAGCUGCAGCUGAUGCUGCUGAAAGUGUGUCUGAUCCUGGGAGUGGAGUUUCACGUCAAUGUGGAGUUUGUUAAACUCCUGGAGCCCCCAGAGCAGCAAACUGAAGAUGGUCCUGGGUGGCGAGCAGAACUCCGGCCCUCCAAUCAUCCGGUCUCUGAUUACGACUUUGACGUGGUGAUUGGUGCAGACGGCCGCAGAAGCACAUUAGAUGGUUUCAGUCGCAAGGAGUUCAGAGGAAAGUUGGCCAUUGCUAUAACGGCCAACUUCGUCAACAGGAACACCACGGCAGAGGCCAAAGUAGAGGAAAUCAGCGGCGUUGCCUUCAUCUUUAACCAGAAGUUCUUCCUGGAACUUAAAGAGGAAACGGGAAUUGACCUGGAAAACAUUGUUUACUACAAGGACAACACCCACUACUUUGUGAUGACUGCAAAGAAGCAGAGCCUGCUGGACAAAGGGGUCAUCAUAAAUGACUACAUAGAAACAGAGCGACUGCUGAAUUCUGAAAACGUCAACCAGGAAGCGUUGCUGUCCUACGCUCGCGAGGCUGCUGACUUUGGCACCAACUACCAGCUGCCGUCGCUGGACUACGCCAUCAACCACUACGGGCAGCCAGAUGUGGCCAUGUUUGACUUUACCUGCAUGUACGCCUCAGAGAACGCCGCCCUGAUACGGGAGAAACACGGACAUCAGUUAGUGGUCACGCUGGUGGGAGAUAGUCUUCUCGAGCCUUUCUGGCCGAUGGGUACGGGUUGCGCUCGGGGCUUCUUGGCUGCCUUCGACACUGCUUGGAUGGUGAGGGGCUGGGCACAGGGCAAAAAUGCCCUGGAGAUACUGGCAGAGAGGGAGAGUAUUUACCGUCUACUGCCUCAGACCACACCAGAAAACAUCAGUAAAAACUUUGAACAGUACACCAUCGAUCCUGCUACCCGCUACCCAAACCUGAACUCCAGUUGUGUACGCCCACAUCAGGUGCGUCACUUAUUCAUUGAUGGUCAUUCAGGUCCAGUUGAAAAAGGAGGACUAUCACAAAGACCUGUCAACCUGUCCAGAAAAGAGUCCGAGGUUCGGCCCGGCCGGCUCCUGACCUGGUGUCAGAAUCAAACCCAGGGCUACAGGGGAGUGGACGUCACCAACCUCACGUCGUCCUGGAGGAGCGGCCUGGCCCUGUGUGCCCUCAUUCACCGCCACAGGCCUGAGCUCAUUGACUUUGACUCCCUGAACGAGGAGGACGUGGCGGGGAACAACCAGCUGGCGUUUGACGUGGCGGAGCGGGAGUUCAGCAUCCAGCCAGUGACUACAGGGAAGGAGAUGGCCGCUAGAGCCGAACCAGACAAGCUGCUGAUGGUCCUCUACCUCUCCAGGUUCUUUGAGGCCUUCAGGAAGUCGUCGCUGAACAAACACGUUUCUAAGGAGCCAGUCGAAAAUGGUAAAGAAUAUCCUCCUAAAACCAACCACAGACUGCAGAACCUGACCCAGCCCAGGAAGAGGAUACCAGGGGAUGAGAAGAAAGCGGAGGAUGAUUCGGUCAACAAGAGGCGACGGAAAGGAAGCAGCUACCUCGCGGAGUUGUCCUGCCACAGUGCGCCACCUGCUGUUGAAGACGGAGAACUGCGGGAGAACAAGGUCCGCUCCAUGGCAACUCAGCUGCUCGCCAAAUUUGAGGAGAACUCCACAACGGUGCACGCCAAGUCUGGUGAACCCUCUAGUCCUUCUUUCUCUCCUCCUCUGUCUCGUUCCACCACCCCUACAUCUUCAGAUGAAGAGGAGGAGGAGGAGGAGGAAGAAAACCCUCGCUUUGCUAAACCCAAAGCUAUCCCCCCUCUUUCUCCUCUUCCUCCAUCCCGUUCCAAAUGGCAGCCUUCAGUCUACCUUCGGUUGCUGGAGAAUCCCGGUUCUGUUUCCCAGCAGACCAGUUUCCUCUCUUCUAAUGAUUCAUGUAUUAAUCAGAGCAGCCAUAGUUGUUAUCCAUCCUCCCCACACUCUCUGAGCCCUGUAAAUGCUCCUGGCUCUGAACUUUAUCACACAGAAAGCACCCAUCCUGACUCCCCAACACGUCUUUACUCUGGGUCUGAUCUGUCCGCCCCGGAAGCUGAGCCGUCGUCUGAUGCGUGUCUGCAAAAGAGUAAAAACCAGCGGUUGUCAACUAGAGAAUUUUCACGCAGGAGUAUAAAGGAGCGAGCUGCCCUCCUGUCCACCAUGUUUCAUGGGUCCAACAAAUCACCUGCUCCUCUGUCUCUUUCACAGGUGGAAUCCUCUACCUCAUCCUUUCUUUCCACACCCUCUCCUCCUCCUCCUCCUCCUCCUCAUCCUCCUCUGUCUCCGUCUGAAAGCUCUGCCACGUUCCCUGUGGUCCAUCCUGUUCCUGAGCCCACCGCUCAGACCUGUUUCUCAGCUAUUCCACCAAACACCUCUGAACCCAAAGAGCCAUUCUCUUCUCUGUCCUCCUCUGAAUCUGAAAAUAACGAGCAAAGCUCCCCUUCUCAUCCUGAUUGCGUCACAUCCAGCAACAAAAAAUGUUCUCCCCCUUCUUCACCUUGCGUUGAUCGGAGUCAGAGGGUCGUCGUCACUAAUCUGGAGAGGAUAAAUAAACAUUCCUGGAAUAAUAAUGAGGACAAUGAGCAACAGAGAGCUCAUGAAACUGGUUUGAAAGUAGCUGAGAAGGAUGCCACCAAGUGCUCUGCAACCUGUGAUGGUGAGCGCACCAGAAGAAACGCUCUUAAAUCAGUUGUUCGCUCUGAAAGCUGUCCCUCUGGAGCCCCUAGUUACAGUAAAGAGCGAGUAGUUGGAAAAGUGUCAUCAGCGAUAGAUGCUAAAGCUCAGAAACUGGCCGUUCUGUAUGAGACAGACCACAGGCCCAAUGCCCCACCGUGUGUGGUGCGUAAGGAUUUCCCUCCUGGACUCGGUGGCAGCGACAUCUGCCACUUCUGCUCCAAGCGGGUGUACGUGAUGGAGAGGCUCAGCGCCGACGGCUACUUCUUCCAUCGCGAGUGCUUCCGCUGUGACGUCUGUAACUGCACCCUCCGCCUGGGUGGACACACGUUUGACUCACAAGAGGGAAAGUUCUAUUGCAAGAUGCACUAUCCCCAACGGCAAAACAGCACCAACUGGGGCAGGUUGAGAAGGACAACGGAAGACCUUAGCCUCCUUAAACCUUCAUCUCUGGACAGCAGGAUCUGUUCAACCACGGGCAGCGUCCAACCCCCAGGUGAGGUAUCAAGCAUGCAGUCAGAGCAACUGAAAAAUGGUCAACGAUUUCCUGAGGAUGCAGAAAUGGCUGUUGACGCUCUGGAUGCUUCCUGUUUAGUCAGGCCUACAAAAGAAGGAGACGCCGUAGCCAGAGGCCAAAUGCAGGACGGCGCCAAAGGUCACUCGAACACAAAACAUAAUAAUCGAUGGAGGCGGAAGAUUCGAGCAACCUUCCCUCUGAUGUUCAUCAAGCACUCCCGCUCGAGACCAGCGACUGUUCCUGAAGUCGAUUCUGACUUUGAGGAAGUCACUUCAACUGAAACGCAAAUUGUGGCAAAAAAAGCAGAUGCACAUAAUCUUUCUGAGGAGAGUAAGAGGAGCGAUAAGCCAUCAGCUGCGGUGAAGCCCGUCUCCAGCACAUCUGCCCCAAAGAAGCGGUUACUGGUGUCCCAGGAUGAAAAACACCGGCUCCUGAAUUGGGAAGAGUGCCUGAGUCCAGAAGAAAGUCCCAUUAACAGCAGUACAACAAACACCCCUAAACAUAAAAACAAGGUACAAGCAGACGCAGAUAAGCCGCAGACAAACUCGAGCCAGAUCGGAACGGCAGGCCAGGGCCAAACGUCUGCAUCUUCUUCCUCAGCUAUCCAGGUCAUAGCUAAUGCCUUCAGGAGAACCUUUAGUGGGAGCAGUCAGCCCAGCAGCUCCAGGAGUGCAGUUCUAAUGAGGGCCAAACGUGACUUCUCACGUAAGCGGAGGCCCAUGUCUGAAGGAGCGUUUAGCUUCGGCUCACUUUUCAGCCCCGUAGAGCCGACGACGCCGGAGAGGAGGACAAGCCUGCACGCUGUCCAGUGGGCGUCUGUGGGGACAGAUCCGUGGGGGGAGGGGCAAGACCUACCUUCCUUGCUGCAGCAGGUGUCCCUAAAGAGCCGGAAAGACUCUGCAGAGGUGUCGGACGAGCUGUCUUCGCCGUCCUGUAAAAGGGUCGAUUUAUUUUCGUCCCUCAGGCUCAGGAAGCGGGGCCUGUCGGAGAGCGAAGGGAAGGAGCAGGAAGCUCAAAAGGAAAUUAGGACGUUUCUGUCCAACCUGAGAAACAAAGCCUCGAGUCAGCAGAGUUUGGAAGACCUGUCGUCAAGCGACGAUGAAAGUGAAAAGCUGACAUCCAACAAGCUAUCCUCAGAGAGACUAAGGAAAAAGCAGGAAAAGACUGCGGCCCAGCAGGCUAAACGAGAACAGCUGAAGAGGCUUCAUCGAGCUCAGGUAAUCCAGAGACAACUGGAAGAGGUAGAAGAGAAACAGCGGGAUCUAGAGGAAAGAGGUGUGACAAUAGAGAAGAUCAUCAGAGGAGAAGACUCUCCUCAGACAGAGGACCGUGACGAAGCCCAGCUCUAUCAGGCCUGGUUUCAGCUGGUUCUGGAGAAGAACCGAUUGGCACGCUACGAGUCGGAACUCAUGAUCUUUGCCCAGGAGCUUGCAUUGGAAGACACACAAAGCCGGCUGCAGCAAGAUCUAAGACGCCGAAUGGCGAUUGAAGACACAGAUAAGAGCGCCUCCGAGCUGCAGGAGGAGAAGGUGAUCCUGGCUGAGCUCAUGAGGACGGUGGAGAAGCGGGAUAUGCUAGUCUCCAUACUGGACGAGCAGAGGUUGAAGGAGAGGGCUGAGGACAAGGACCUGGAAAGCCUGGUGUUGUCCAGAGGCUACGAGUUUCACUGGGCUGAAGGGAGCAACAUCUGGGGGGCAGGAGAAGCUUGACUGAGGACUGGUCGUCGACGAUGUUGAAUAAGCCGUGUGAAUUUGUAAUUUGCAUCUAGCCUAUUGUAGCGUAGACGUCUUUGACAGCUGAAGCCGUUAUUCGCCCUGUCUUAACUUAAUUGCAUUUGGCUCUGUGUUGGUAUGCUUAAUGUAGAAACCAACAAGAAAUAAAAUGGAACUUCAGCCAAAAAAAAAACAAACAAAAAAAACUUUUUUGCCAAUGAGAUUGUUUAACAUUUAUGAUCGGAGGCUAGAUGUACAAUAAACUCAAUGACUUAAACCUGACUGCUUCAGCCGGCUUCCGGACUUAAGACUGGUCUCGCUGUACCAGACAGACUGUAAUUGUAUAACUUCACUGGAGAACACAACAAAACUUGACACUUUCUUGAGGUUUUUAUACUUCAUUAUUUUUUUUUGCACAGUGUAACUAGUUUUGAUGCUAUAAAAUUCCUCAUGUGAAAAUCACUUUUGGUCACUUUAUGGGUGGAACCGUGCAUCUGACUGUAAUUUCUCGCGCAGACUUGAUCCCGUUUUAACUUUCUGCCCGAACACUGUAAAAAGAAAACUGAAUAGUAUUUGCACCCUGACAACGCCACAAGAGGAUAGAUUCCUCCGUCAGCCUCUAAGAUUAAGUCUCAGGGUAUGAAACUGAUUUGUCAUCCUACAAAUCAGAACCCGCUAACCAACUCUGCAGUAGAAACCCAUGUGCACUCAAUUAAGAUAUUCAGUUUCCUCUCUCCUGUCCACAGUGAAUUUGUCAUUUUAGUUCUACUGCCACAUUGGUUUAGUUUGUAAAUGGCUUUAUUGUACAGCUCAAGAGCUUCAGGUCUAUAUAUCAAGAUGAGUGAUGUUUACAUGCGUUUGCCCUGGGACAAGAACUAGUCGGGAAUCAUUUCCCCCUUUUUUUGGACAAUAAGUGUUCUUUAUGUGCUGUGAACUAAAUAUCAUUUAUUUUACCAUAUGUCACGACGGAUUAAAUAAAGUUGUUCUACAUGAGGUGUCAGGUGGAACUUGAUCAAUUCA
Fundulus heteroclitus (mummichog) is the source of this 6714-nucleotide messenger RNA. RefSeq names its product microtubule associated monooxygenase, calponin and LIM domain containing 2b (gene mical2b). Gene Ontology annotation, molecular function: FAD binding; protein binding. Bases 277 to 5691 code for a protein of 1804 amino acids. The record is from RefSeq and is a predicted model, not a curated record. Lineage: Eukaryota; Metazoa; Chordata; Actinopteri; Cyprinodontiformes; Fundulidae. The transcript is spliced from 37 exons.